UAUAUCGAUAAGGCAGCCCCCCCCCCUACCUCUCUGAUUCAGAGGGGUUGGGUUAAAUGAGGAAGACACAUUUCAGUUGAAUACUGUAAUGAAACAGGCAGGGAGCAGGUCUCGAACCCUCGACCUUCUGGGUCCCGAGGUCCGGCGCGCUAUCGACUGUGCCGCAAAAGCACGCUCCUGCGAGUCGAUAUCAGCGCGUAUAAACCCAGGGUCGUUACAAUACAUUCAGUCGGACAACUGUCUCAACCUUUAUUUUACAUGUGUAAAUCAUACGGUACAUGCUUGUAUAAUUAACUAAUGAUUCUACAUCUAUAGAGGCAGAGAGCCAGACGGGGAGGAGAGGCAGACGGGGCGGAGAAGUGGGGGGAUGUUCAUCUGUCUGCCCUUUAUCUAAAGCCCUUCACAGAAGGAGAGACUGUCAUUCAACGAUUAGUGCCUUGAGCUAUCCAACCAACAACAUUUCAAGCCUGCUAUCUUUCAACAAAUAACGUUUAUUUUGAUUUGUAGUUAAUUUCAGGAGGACCAUAAUGAACGUUUUAUAGCCGAAUAUUGAAAAACGAGUGGAUUUUUACUGACCUCAAUCUCAAGAUGUCUAUACUGCCAUUCACUUUCCCGAUUGUGAAGAGGCUUUUAGGCUGGAAAAAGGGCGAACAGAUAAAUGGACAAGAGGAGAAAUGGUGUGAAAAGGCAGUGAAAAGUCUCGUAAAGAAAUUGAAGAAGACAGGACAGCUGGACGAGUUGGAGAAAGCCAUCACGACCCAGAAUAUCAACACCAAAUGCAUUACCAUACCAAGGUCUCUAGAUGGUCGUCUCCAGGUGUCCCAUCGCAAAGGCCUUCCCCAUGUCAUUUACUCUCGUCUGUGGCGUUGGCCAGACUUGCAGUCGCCCCACGAGCUCCGGGCCAUAGAGCUGUGUGAGUACGCCUUCCACACCAAGAAGGACGAGGUGUGUGUCAACCCCUACCAUUACCAACGCGUCGAGACACCAAUCCUCCCUCCUGUCCUGGUUCCUAGACAUACAGAAAUCCCUACAGAGUGUCCUAUUUUAGACGACUACAGCCAUUCUAUCCCUGAGAACACCAUCUUCCCCGCCGGCAUCGAGCCACAGAGCAACUACAUCCCAGAGACCCCUCCUCCUGGGUAUCUGAGUGAGGAUGGAGAGGCUAGCGACCACCAUCUUAACAACCUGAUGAACACAGGCUCACCCAGUAACCUGUCACCAGAAUCAGCCUCACCAACACACAGCACUAACCUGGACCUACAGCCGGUAACGUACUGUGAGUCAGCGUUCUGGUGCUCUAUGUCCUAUUAUGAGUUGAACCAGCGUGUGGGCGAGACCUUCCAUGCCUCCCAGCCCUCUCUCACUGUCGACGGGUUUACAGACCCCUCCAACUCAGAACGCUUCUGUCUGGGACUACUGUCCAACGUCAACCGCAACGCUGCUGUGGAGCUCACACGCAGACACAUAGGCCGGGGUGUGAGGUUGUACUACAUCGGAGGAGAGGUGUUUGCAGAGUGUCUUAGUGACAGUGCCAUCUUUGUCCAGAGUCCCAACUGUAAUCAACGCUAUGGCUGGCACCCUGCCACUGUCUGCAAGGUCCCUCCAGGCUGUAACCUGAAGAUAUUCAAUAACCAGGAGUUUGCAGCUCUGCUGGCCCAGUCGGUGAACCAGGGCUUUGAGGCCGUCUACCAGCUCACCAGGAUGUGUACCAUACGCAUGAGCUUUGUGAAGGGCUGGGGCACCGAGUACCGGCGACAGACCGUAACCAGCACCCCUUGUUGGAUUGAGCUGCACCUCAAUGGCCCCCUCCAGUGGCUGGAUAAAGUACUGACACAGAUGGGCUCCCCCAGCAUCCGCUGUUCUAGUGUCUCCUAAAUACACGCGCACAGGUGCGCAGACAGAACAGUCAUUCUGGAAAAGUACCUUUUCUCUCAUGGCUAACUAGCAACUUGGAUGCAGUGAGCAGUGUUGGGAGUGAAAUCAUCUCAAGCUAAUGGGGUGAUACACAAAGCAACUCAAACAGCAUUGAAAAUGCAUAAAUUAUGUCCAACAACAAAAAUUCAUACAUCCACCAUUUGGCAUGUCCCUUGUGAUGCAGUUCACAGCAGCACUGACGGAUGUGUUGACAUGACAACUGCAUCUGAGUUUUACCCUCCUUUUGUUCCAUGCUGGCUGAAAACCUAGCUAGCCAGUCACUAGCUAACACCAGACAUAAAGACCUAGCUAGCCAGUCACUAGCUAACACCAGACACAGAUGAAGACCUAGCUAGCCAGUCACUAGCUAACACCAGACAUAAAGACCUAGCUAGCCAGUCACUAGCUAACACCAUACAUAAAGACCUAGCUAGCCAGUCACUAGCUAACACCAGACAUAAAGACCUAGCUAGCCAGUCACUAGCUAACACCAGACACAGAUGAAGACCUAGCUAGCCAGUCACUAGCUAACACCAGACAUAAAGACCUAGCUAGCCAGUCACUAGCUAACACCAGACAUAAAGACCUAGCUAGCAAGUCACUAGCUAACACCAGACAUAAAGACCUAGCUAGCCAGUCACUAGCUAACACCAGGCAUAAAGACCUAGCUAGCCAGUCACUAGCUAACACCAGACAUAAAGACCUAGCUAGCAAGUCACUAGCUAACACCAGACACAGAUGAAGACCUAGCUAGCCAGUCACUAGCUAACACCAGACAUAAAGACCUAGCUAGCCAGUCACUAGCUAACACCAGACAUAAAGACCUAGCUAGCAAGUCACUAGCUAACACCAGACAUAAAGACCUAGCUAGCCAGUCACUAGCUAACACCAGACAUAAAGACCCAGCUAGCCAGUCACUAGCUAACACCAGGCAUAAAGACCUAGCUAGCCAGUCACUAGCUAACACCAGACAUAAAGACCUAGCUAGCCAGUCACUAGCUAACACCAGACAAAGACCUAGCUAGCCAGUCACUAGCUAACACCAGACAUAAAGACCUAGCUAGCAAGUCACUAGCUAACACCAGACAUAAAGACCUAGCUAGCCAGUCACUAGCUAACACCAGACAUAAAGACCUAGCUAGCCAGUCACUAGCUAACACCAGACAUAAAGACCUAGCUAGCCAGUCACUAGCUAACACCAGACAUAAAGACCUAGCUAGCAAGUCACUAGCUAACAUCAGACAUAAAGACCUAGUUAGCCAGUCACUAGCUAACACCAGACAUAAAGACCUAGUUAGCCAGUCACUAGCUAACACCAGACAUAAAGACCUAGUUAGCCAGUCACUAGCUAACACCAGACAUAAAGACCUAGUUAGCCAGUCACUAGCUAACAACAGACACAGAUGAAAGGGGAAAGUAUAUAUAUAUAUAUAAGUAUAUUUGCCAUAAAUUAAUAGGUUAAACAUUGUAUUAUAUAUGGCUGACAUCCUACAGUCAAAUUGUGGCACCAGUAGAGUAGCUAUCUAGUUAUAUAAACCACACCCCUCUGCAAACACAUCUUCUCCGAUGUGGUUGUUAUUUAAAUUAGUUACGAGAAUAUCACGUGACCAUUGGUGUAUUAAAAUGAGAGUUAAGGUGAUGUCACCUUAAUAAUGAAUCCAAGUGUUUGACACGGGGGACCAGUGACUUUAGGAUCAAACGUCAUCCGUGUAGAAACAACAGUUACUUUUCAUACUUUGGUCAUUUCAUCCAAAAUAUCAUCACAUUUCAUGAAGAACAUGAAUAUUUCAUGAAUAUUUCUCUCAAAUCUGUGAUAUAAAAAAAUAUAUAUAUAUAUGUGUCUGGAGAUUUGGUUUACUCCGUUAGAUUUGUCUAAGAAUUCUAAAUGAGUCAAGAAUGAGCAGGGACAGCUAUAUAGGGCACAAGGCCAGAUGGUAUUUGUGGUUUAUUUACCUUUUUAAUUGUAUUUCUAUUUUUUGAACUGUUCUUCUCAACAGUAGCAUUUAGUGUAUCAUAUUGAUUUGAUCGUUUAACUGUUGUACUUUGGCAUCGUUGUGGUAUUUGCUCAACAUCUAUAGCAUGUUGGUGUUUUAGUUUAUGAACUCAUAAUCAUGCCUCUACAUUAGUGUGUUCAUUAUUUGGUGAAUUCUAGUCAUUGUUCAGAGGGUUGAGUGGAGAGGACAAUGGAGGACAGUUCUGGACAAUGGAGGACAGUGCUGGACGGAGGAGGACGGUGAUGGAUGGAGGAGGACAGUGAUGGACGUUGAAGGACGGUGCUGGACCAAGAGGCAUUUGGUUUAACUCAGAGAUGUAAUAAUGAAUCAGUUUCAACGGAGCAUGUUGUCCUGCUCAUCGCUGUCAGACACAAUGCUCUGUGUAUAAUACGCCUGCUGUCUAUUUCAAGGAACCAACGAAGCACUUUGUCCUCCAGGCUUGUUAACCGUAAUGCAUUGCAGGAUUUGGGUCAAUUCUAUUUGCUGUCAGCCAACUCAGGAAGUAAAUUGUAAAUCCAAUUCAAUAAUUGAAAAAAAGGCAUUUUAAUCUGUCUAUUUUCAUCUGA
Molecule: messenger RNA, 4474 nt
Organism: Oncorhynchus nerka (sockeye salmon)
Lineage: Eukaryota; Metazoa; Chordata; Actinopteri; Salmoniformes; Salmonidae
Gene: smad3b
Product: SMAD family member 3b
Exons: 9
Coding region: 589-1875 (428 amino acids)
Biological process (GO): transforming growth factor beta receptor signaling pathway; SMAD protein signal transduction; cell differentiation
Cellular component (GO): heteromeric SMAD protein complex
Molecular function (GO): I-SMAD binding; RNA polymerase II cis-regulatory region sequence-specific DNA binding; DNA-binding transcription factor activity, RNA polymerase II-specific
Source: RefSeq, a predicted model, not a curated record